This is a messenger RNA of Protobothrops mucrosquamatus (brown spotted pit viper), 7466 nucleotides long. RefSeq names its product afadin, adherens junction formation factor (gene AFDN). The record is from RefSeq and is a predicted model, not a curated record. Gene Ontology annotation, molecular function: cell adhesion molecule binding. The transcript is spliced from 33 exons. Gene Ontology annotation, biological process: regulation of protein localization; signal transduction. The coding region runs from base 138 to 5690 and encodes 1850 amino acids. Lineage: Eukaryota; Metazoa; Chordata; Lepidosauria; Squamata; Viperidae. Gene Ontology annotation, cellular component: adherens junction.
GUGGUGGCGGUGGAGGAGGAGGUAGCCGCGAGGAGGAACGGCGCAAGCUGGCCGAUAUCAUUAACCACUGGAACGCGAACCGGCUGGACCUGUUUGAGAUCAGUCCCCCCACUGAGGAUCUGGAAUUCCAUGGAGUUAUGAGGUUUUAUUUUCAAGACAAAGCAGCGGGAAAUUUUGCAACAAAGUGUAUCCGUGUGUCUAGCACUGCCACAACUCAGGAUGUGAUAGAAACACUUGCUGAAAAAUUCCGGCCAGAUAUGCGAAUGUUAUCAUCUCCAAAAUAUUCACUUUAUGAGGUGCACGUCAGCGGAGAAGAAAGAAGAUUGGACAUAGAUGAGAAGCCUCUAGUUGUACAAUUAAAUUGGAACAAAGAUGAUCGUGAAGGAAGAUUUGUGCUUAAGAAUGAAAACGAUGCACUCCCUGCCAAGAAGGCUCAGAGCAAUGGCCCUGAAAAACAAGAAAAAGAAGGAGUGAUCCAAAACUUUAAGCGGACCCUAUCAAAGAAGGAAAAAAAAGAAAAAAAGAGGCGAGAAAAAGAAGCACAGCAACAAGCUUUAGACAAUCAUGGGCCAUUUCAUGGAGAUGAUAUUGAAAAUUCUCGUCUUGCAGCAGAAGUCUACAAAGAUAUGCCUGAAACCAGUUUCACUCGAACAAUAUCCAACCCAGAAGUGGUAAUGAAACGACGAAGACAACAGAAGCUAGAAAAAAGAAUGCAAGAAUUUCGGAGUUCUGAUGGCAGGCCAGAUUCAGGUGGAACACUAAGAAUUUAUGCAGAUAGUUUGAAACCAAAUAUACCGUACAAGACAAUCCUACUGUCUACUACAGAUACUGCAGAUUUUGCAGUUAUUGAGGCCCUGGAGAAGUACAGCCUAGAAAAGGAAAAUCCCAAGGAUUAUUGUAUUGCUCGUGUUAUGCUUCCUCCUGGUGCUCAACAUUCUGAUGAUAGCGGUGCUAAAGAAUCUAUCCUUGAUGAUGACGAGUGUCCGCUUCAAAUAUUCAGGGAAUGGCCAAGUGACAAAGGAAUAUUAGUCUUUCAGUUAAAAAGGCGGCCACCUGAUUAUGUCCCAAAGAAACUGAAGAAGCAAGUUGAUGUAAAACUAUUAAAAGGAAAGGAAAGAAUUGAUAGAUCUGGUUAUGGCUCUUCUCUUCCACCUGAGAAACUACCUUAUCUGGUUGAACUAAGUCCAGAUGGUUCUGACUCCAGAGAUAAACCAAAGCUCUAUCGUUUGCAACUGAGUGUGACAGAAGUUGGUACAGAAAAAUUUGAUGACAACUCCAUUCAGUUAUUUGGUCCAGGAAUUCAGUCACAUCACUGUGACCUUACUAACAUGGAUGGAGUUGUUACAGUUACUCCCAGAAGCAUUGAUGCUGAAACUUACGUAGAAGGUCAGCGGAUCUCUGAAACCACUAUGCUGCAAAGUGGUAUGAAAGUUCAGUUUGGGACCUCUCAUGUAUUUAAAUUUGUGGACCCCAUUCAAGAUCACAUUCCUAAAGGACGUCUAGAUGCAGGUCACAUGGUCAAAAGUUCACAUCUCAAACCUGGAGGUGUACAAGAAACUACUUUUGAUUUGGAAGGAGACAUCCAAAGUGUAACAGGAUUAUCUUCAAGCAAGAGCAUCAAUAGAUUGGACUGUGACAGAAUGUCAACUUCUAGCACAGCUGAACGAAGCAUGGUGAAACCAAUGAUCAGAAUAGAACAGCAGGAUUACCACAAACAGGAUGGCAGACUUCAGGAUGCACAUGGUCCAGAAUUGAUACUACCUGCAAGCAUUGAGUUCAGAGAAAACUCUGAGGAUACUUUUUUGUCUGCCAUCAUCAAUUACACCAAUAGCUCAACAGUUCAUUUUAAGCUAUCGCCUACUUAUGUUCUGUACAUGACAUGUCGGUAUGUAUUAUCAAGCCAGUACAGACCUGACAUCAGUCCCGCUGAACGAACUCACAAAGUCAUUGCAAUAGUCAACAAGAUGGUGAAAAUGAUGGAAGGAGUUAUACAAGAGGUAGACCAGGUUGAUCAGAAACAGAAGAAUAUUGCUGGGGCACUUGCUUUUUGGAUGGCUAAUGCAUCUGAGUUGCUAAACUUUAUUAAGCAGGAUCGUGACUUAAGCCGAAUCACAUUAGAUGCUCAAGAUGUUUUGGCACACCUAGUUCAGAUGGCAUUUAAAUACUUGGUCCACUGUCUUCAGUCAGAGCUUAAUAACUAUAUGCCUGCAUUCCUUGAUGAUCCAGAAGAGAAUAAUUCUCAAAGACCUAAAAUAGAUGAUGUCUUGCAUACAUUAACUGGAGCCAUGUCCCUGUUGCGACGAUGUAGAGUGAAUGCAGCACUGACAAUACAGCUGUUCUCCCAGUUAUUUCAUUUUAUCAACAUGUGGCUUUUUAACAGAUUGGUUACUGAUCCAGAUUCAGGAUUGUGUUCACAUUAUUGGGGAGCUAUUAUUCGCCAACAGUUGGGUCACAUAGAAGCCUGGGCAGAAAAACAGGGUUUGGAGUUGGCUGCUGAUUGUCAUCUCAGUCGGAUAGUACAGGCAACAACAUUACUUACUAUGGAUAAGUAUUCUCCUGAAGACAUUCCUAAUAUUAAUAGCACCUGUUUUAAACUCAAUUCCCUACAACUGCAUGCAUUGCUACAAAAUUAUCACUGUGCCCCAGAUGAGCCAUUUAUCCCACCAGAAUUAAUAGAAAAUGUUGUAGCUGUUGCAGAAAAUACCGCUGAUGAACUAGCUCGUAGUGAUGGUAGAGAAGUACAGUUAGAAGAGGACCCUGAUCUUCAGCUUCCUUUUCUUCUCCCAGAAGAUGGUUACUCAUGUGACGUUGUCCGAAACAUUCCAAAUGGAUUACAGGAAUUUUUAGAUCCACUCUGCCAAAGAGGGUUUUGCAGGUUAACACCUCAUCCACGAUCACCAGGAACUUGGACAAUAUAUUUUGAAGGUGCAGAUUAUGAAAGCCAUCUGUUACAAGACAAUGCAGAUUUGGCUCAGCCAUUGAGGAAAGAACCUGAAAUAAUCACUGUAACAUUAAAGAAACAAAAUGGGAUGGGAUUAAGCAUCGUUGCUGCUAAGGGUGCCGGUCAAGAUAAACUUGGCAUCUAUGUCAAAUCUGUGGUAAAAGGUGGCGCUGCAGAUGUGGAUGGUCGAUUGGCUGCAGGGGAUCAGCUGCUUAGUGUGGAUGGGCGUAGUUUGGUUGGACUUUCUCAAGAAAGAGCUGCAGAACUGAUGACAAGAACAGGAACAGUUGUCACGCUAGAAGUGGCAAAACAAGGAGCUAUUUACCAUGGUUUAGCAACACUAUUAAAUCAACCAUCUCCAAUGAUGCAAAGAGUUUCAGAUCGCCGUGGCUCAGGUAAACCCCGACCAAAGAGUGAAGGUUUUGAGCUAUAUAACAAUACUGCUCAGAAUGGAUCACCUGAAAGCCCUCAGCUGCCUUGGACAGAAUAUAAUGAACCAAAGAAGUUACCAGCGGAUGAUAGACUGCUGAAGAAUCGAGCUGAUCACCGAUCUAGUCCCAAUGUAGCAAAUCAGCCUCCAAGUCCUGGGACCAAAAAGGCUUAUACUGGAGGAACUACAAAUAAGAUAACUUCAGUGUCUACUGGAAAUCUUUGCACAGAGGAACAGAUACUACCAGCUAGACCGGAAGCAUAUCCAAUUCCAACACAAACUUAUACCAGAGAGUAUUUCACAUUUCCAGCCUCCAGGUCUCAGGAUCGAAUGGGCCCUGUUCAAAAUCAAUGGGCAAGUUAUGAAGAAAAGCCCCAAAUUCCUGCUGAAAGUAAUCACUAUAUCAAUAAUGCAAAUCAGCGCGUAACACGUUCUCAAGAGGAACUACGGGAUGAUAACAUUUAUCAGGCAGACAGGAAUCAAUUAGAAGUUGCCAUGCAAAAAGAUAUGGAAUAUAUGGAGAGAAAAUCAGAUAGCGAUCCAUGGAUGAAUUCUUCUGUGGAUUCUAGCACAUCAAGCCAGGAGCAUCUAAACAAUUCCUCUAAAUCUAUCCCCUCUGGAUCUUCUUUAACCAAAAGUGGACCUGGACGCUGGAAAACACCUAUAGUUACUCAAUCAAUGUUGCUGGCAGUUUCUCAGUCCACAAGGACAGACCUUCCUCCCCCUCCCCCUCCCCCACCCAUGCACUAUGCAGCUGAGUUUGAUGGACUGCAAAUGGAUUUACCUCUCCCACCACCACCUCCACCUGCAAAUCAGUUGGGGUCACAGUCCUCUCAGGUUGCUGCUGCUGCAGAGCACAAAAAGAGAGAAGAACACCAGAGAUGGUAUGAAAAGGAAAAAGCACGCUUGGAGGAAGAACGAGAUAGGAAACGUCGAGAGCAGGAAAGAAAACUGGGGCAAAUACGUGCUCAGCCACUAAUGCCGGCUCAGUCGUUGCUUCCUCCUCUUCAGCAGGGGAAACCAGAGAAACCUUCCACACUGCAGAGGUCUCAUGAGACUGUCAUUAGAGAAUUGCAGCCCCAACAACAGCCCCGAACCAUUGAACGGAGAGAUCUCCAGUAUAUCACCAUAAGUAAAGAAGAGCUGUCCUCUAGUGAUAGUCUGUCACCUGAUCCCUGGAAAAGAGAUGCUAAGGAGAAACUGGAGAAACAGCAGCAGAUGCAUAUUGUGGAUAUGCUAAGCAAAGAGAUUCAAGACCUUCAAAAUAAGCCAGAUCGAACUGGUGAAGAAAAUGACCGCCUGCGCAAGCUCAUGCUGGAGUGGCAGUUCCAGAAACGACUUCAAGAGUCGAAGCAAAAAGAUGAGGAUGAAGAUGAGGAAGAAGAUGAUGACAUUGAUACUAUGCUGAUUAUGCAACGACUAGAAGCUGAGAGAAGAGCAAGGUUGCAGGAUGAGGAGCGCAGACGGCAGCAGCAGCUGGAGGAAAUGCGCAAACGGGAAGCGGAAGACAGGGCCAGGCAAGAAGAAGAGCGUCGUCGCCAAGAGGAGGAGCGGACAAAGCGAGAGGCUGAGCAAAAGAGGCGACAGGAAGAAGAAUAUUAUAAUCGCUUGGAAGCAGAGAGGCGCCGCCAGCAUGAUGAAGCAGAACGGCGAUUGCUGGAACCUGAUGAGCCUGGUCUGUACAGACCUCCGCUUCCACGGGAAUAUGAAUUCCCCUCCCCACCCCUUUCAUCUAAUGCUCCUCCUCCCCCACCUCAACGAAACACUUCUUACCUCAAAACUCAGGUCCUCUCUCCUGACACAAUUUAUACUGCCAAGUUUGUUGCAUACAAUGAUGAGGAGGAGGAGGACUCCUGUCUAGCAACAGGUCAGGAUAAGUACACCAGUACAAGAAAGUCUUGCGGUGACAUUCCUCCUGUUCCCCCUAAGCCACAGCAGCCCUCCCGCCAGCCACGCCCAGCCUCAGAUGGCCUCUGUCUGUCCAACUCAUGCCAACCCUCCGCUGUCAAUACCAACAGUACUGCUAACAAAAUGAGCCAACCCCCUCCCCCACCACAAAAGCCAAGUUUCAUCAAUCCCAGCAACACAAAAGGCUCAAACUACACUGGAUCUACUGGAGCACUUGCAGGUUCACAGGAACCUUAUUCAGACCCAAGAGAAAAGAAAUUGAAAAGUCAAGAUACAGAUUUACCUGGUGCACCAGAGAACUUGACUUUCCGAGAACGACAAAGACUUUUUUCCCAGGGUCAAGAUGUGUCUAACAAAGUAAAAGCUUCCAGGAAAUUAACCGAAUUGGAAAAUGAAUUAAAUACAAAGUAGGAUACUGUAACUGUCAACUUGUCCAUUAAUCGGAAAAUCUCUAUGGAACUAGAGUUGGGGCAGUUCAAGGAGAAGAAGACUCUCAUACCAAAUGAGAUUUUUUUUUCUGUCUGGACUAUUUCUUUCUAGACUGUAUGUUGUUGCAAUAGCAAGAAAAUCAAUUAUUUGCCAAGUGCUUGUGGUUUAUACAAUUGAGGCACUGUAAAAUAUAUUUUAAUUAAAUAAAUCAAGUGUCAUGUCCUUUUCCACAUCAUUGUCCUUUAGCUGCUUUUGGAACUGUCUGGAAUUGUUGCUUCCUAGUCUUUACAAAACAUGUAAACAUCUGUUAAGCAGAAAGAGUGGCUGUAGCUUGAACUGCCUAAGUACCACUGCUUGUUGCACUGUAGGUUUGAUACAAGUGUAAGGUAAUGUAAAUUUUUAAGAGAUCUUGGGAGCUAGUCUUUCAGAUUACUAGCAUAACAGUGAACACUAGUAUUAGGAGUCCAAUUUCUACAGAUAAACCUUUGCUAUAAACACACUUGAUUAUUAGAAGUAAAAGGGCUCCAUUAUCAUGUCCAUACUAAGCCACACGGAGUAAUCUAUGUACAUCUGGAUUUUGGACAUUAAAUACUUGACUUGUUUUGAUGGCAGCCCAGCAAUGUAACAAGAUAUGCAUCCUAUUUUUUCCACUGUCUUAUCUCUUCUUACACUGAAGUAUUAAUCACUUCUAAAACUUGAGUUUUGAAACAUUGAUAAGAAUUUAAAAAAUAAAUCAUAUUGGACACUGGGUAUGGUGGUGUGUGCGCGUGUGCGUGUGUAUGUCUUGUUUUAAAGCUAUUUUGAAAUUUCACACUUUAGCAAUAUGGAAUAAACUUCAUCUGGUAACUCCUUUGUAGCCAAGAUAAAACCAAAGUUAAAUAUUCACAAAUGGACUAAAGAUGUCAAUUAUCAGUAGCAGGCAAUUAAGCACUACUCGCAGGGAAAAUACGGUUACUUGUGGCUGCAAAAGGAAAAAAAAAUUGCCUUUCAGUAAGAAUUUCCUUUGAGGGAACUUGGCAAUAUUCUGAUGGCAUGUCCUCAGACAUUCGUGUAGAAAAGUGCUGGUCAAGGUACCUCUAGUUUGCUAUUGUUCUUUUUCUUUAUAUUGUAGAAGAUGUUGGCAGUUCAAGCUAUUUUACACACUAUGUUGCAGGAUUAUUUAAUUUUUAAAUGGUUGAAAUCUGUUUCACCCACUGAUGUUUCAGCUAUGUGUAUAUAGCUGACGUUAAGAAUAAAGACCUCAUCUUAGUUUGUUUUUGCAUUGUGUGAUGUUUAAAACAAUAUAUUAUAUUGUGAUUCUAAGCAAAUUUUCUAUUUGAUAAAAGUCCUUAAUUGGGUUUUAGAUGAUUUUUCUGUAUAAUAUGUUCUCUUAUAAAUAUAUAUUUAGGGAAUUAUGCACAUUUCCAAAUGCAGAGGGUAGACUUUACUGCCUUAGAAAUCACUUUUAAUAAGAGUUGUAUGAUAAAAAAAUAAAUGCAAGUUAAUGAUAAAAUUGGAGUGUAAAUAUUUUUUUUACAUAGUUCAGGUUUCUUAUUUGAAAGUGUUCUUUUAAUUUUCACCUGUUAAAUAUGAAGUAGGAGAUUAAAUUGGUUGAAAGUGUUAAUGAAGGAUUGCAUGCUUGUUAUGUCUGUUAUUCAGGGAAAAAAGGAGGUGCCCCCCCAAUUUAUCUUGAGAACACUAGAUAUUCUGUGGCUGGAAUACUGUUGCUGCUAGAAUUUAAGGAAAGAAAUAUUACUUACUGUGGAGUGGAUGUGAACA